AAUGAGACAGCGUGAUAAGCAGGCAAAGAGACAGAGAUGAACAGACCAGAGAGCUCCUCUGUGUUCAGUUUGAACCACUCAAUAGUUAGUUGGAGCUCCACUGGCAUGACUUCACUGAUGCAACGCAGAGAGCAGCAAAGGUCUUUUUCUUUGUCUCUUAUUCCAGCAAGGGACUAAAGAUGGACCAUGGAGACAGAGGAGUGGGUGUCUCACACCUUCAAUAUGAUGAAGACGAUGACCACCAGUCCAUUUAUAUUGGCGUCCCAGUUUCUCGAGGGUACAGACGCAAACACAGACGAAGGCGCUCUAAUCGAGAAACUCAAGACACAGACAGACGCUACAAUCAGCCCACACACCAUGACCAUGAUCGGUACGGAGAAAUAGACAUGGAGGAGGGACUCAUUGAUUCAGCUGAGCASAGUCUCCAAGACAUCAACCGUACAAUGUCACCUGCAGCAGAGCGACUACGCUACAUCCUGAGUGAAGAUGAUGACCUUCCCACACCGACGCUCUUCACAGAGAUGGACACUCUGCAGCGAGAAGGUGAAGAACUGGAGUGGAAGGAGUCUGCCAGGUGGGUGCGCUUUGAGGAGAAGGUGGAAGAAGGAGGAGAGAGAUGGAGUAAACCCCACGUGUCCACGCUGUCUUUGCACAGUCUUUUUGAGCUCAGGACUUGUCUCCAAACAGGAACAGUGCUGCUGGAUCUAGAAGGAUAUUCUCUGCCUCAGAUUGUGGAUGACAUCAUUGACAGGCAGAUAGAUGAAGGCUUGAUUUCUCCUGACCUCAGAGAGAAACUGAGUUUUGUGCUGUUGAGAAAGCAUCGACAUCAGACCAAGAAGCCCAUUCACCGCUCACUGGCUGACAUGGGCAAGUCCAGCUCCUCCACCAGUCGAAAUGUAGCAAAUCGAGGUGCAGCAGGUCCAGGACCGGGUCAGAGCCAAGGGGCAAAUUUCAACAGAUCCACAGAGGACCUUCGCAUGAAACAGCAAACUGCUAACUAUGGCCGUCUGCGUCACGCUCAGAGUCGGAGUAUGAACGAUAUCGCUGAUACUCCAAGCCCAGACCAGYUGAAAAAUAAAUUCAUGAAGAAAAUCCCCAGAGAUGCAGAAGCAUCCAAUGUCUUAGUGGGCGAGGUGGAUUUCCUCAGCAAACCUUUUGUUGCCUUUGUCCGUCUGAUCCAAGCUACAACACUGGGAGGCCUGACAGAGGUGCCUGUUCCCACCAGAUUCCUGUUUGUUCUCUUGGGACCACCAGGAAAGGCCAAGUCAUAUAAUGAGAUCGGCCGAGCCAUAGCAACCCUAAUGGUGGAUGAUCUUUUCAGUGAUGUAGCCUACAAGGCCAGAGAUCGGGAGGACCUUAUAGCUGGCAUAGAUGAGUUUUUAGAUGAAGUGAUUGURCUUCCACCUGGAGAAUGGGAUCCUAAAAUCCGCAUUGAGCCACCGAAGAAAGUCACCUCGGCUGACAAAAGAAAAUCAGUCCUUUCCUUGAAUGAGCUUGGACAGAUGAAUGGUACAGCUGAAGGAGGAGGAGGUCUCUCUGAAGACAAGGAGAUGCCAGAGCAGCAUGAGCUUGGAGAAGAGCUGGCRUUUACCGGACGGGUGUGAUGGAGAGUUUUCUGGGUACAGCUUUGGCUGGUUCUGUCUUCUGCCUCUUCAGCGGCCAGCCCCUCAUCAUUCUCAGCUCCACUGGUCCCAUUCUCAUCUUUGAAAAGCUUUUGUAUGACUUCAGCAAAAACAAUGGCAUAGAUUAUAUGGAGCUGCGUCUGUGGAUCGGUAUCCACUCCUGCCUGCAGUGUUUGAUCCUCGUGGCCUCAGAUGCCAGUUACAUCAUCAAAUACAUGACACGCUUCACUGAGGAGGGCUUYUCCAGCCUGAUCUCCUUUAUCUUCAUUUCUGAUGCUAUCAAGAAGAUGGUGGCUGCUUUCAAAUAUUACCCCAUCAACACCGACUUCAAGACAGACUAUGUCACCACCUUCAAGUGCGAGUGCUUGGCCCCAGACUCGAUUCCAAUGCCAGAUAACAGGUCUAGUAUUUCUGGGUUGAAUGUGACAGCUCUGGACUGGAGUCAGCUGAGCAAGAAGGAGUGUCUGAAGUAUGGAGGCUCUCUGGUGGGAAAGUCCUGCAAGUAUGUCCCAGAYCUGGCCCUCAUGUCCUUCAUUCUCUUCUUCGGCACCUACUCCAUGACUGUYUCCCUGAAGAAGUUCAAGUUCAGCCGCUACUUCCCCACCAAGUUAAGGAAACUCAUCAGUGACUUCUCCAUCUUCAUGUCCAUCAUGACAUUUGUUGGGCUUGAUAUGCUCAUUGGGCUCGAGACUCCCAAGCUAAUUGUCCCRACAGAGUUUAAGCCAACUCGGUCAGAUCGUGGCUGGUUGGUGAUGCCUUUUGGAAAGAACCCAUGGUGGAUAUAUUUGGCUAGCUUCAUUCCUGCCCUGCUUGUGACUAUCCUCAUCUUCAUGGACCAGCAGAUCAGUGCCGUCAUUGUUAACCGCAAGGAGAACAAACUUAAGAAAGGUUGUGGAUACCACUUGGAUCUGUUCUGGGUCGGGAUCCUCAUGGCUGUCUGUUCUUUCUUGGGUCUGCCAUGGUAUGUGGCUGCCACCGUGAUCUCCAUUGCCCACAUUGAUUCUCUGAAGAUGGAGAGUGAAUCCAGCGCUCCAGGAGAACAGCCACAAUUCCUCGGGGUCAGAGAGCAGAGAGUGACGGGCAUUUUGGUGUUUGUUCUCACCGGAGUCUCCAUCUUCCUCGCUCCAAUACUCAAAUUCAUCCCCAUGCCUGUGCUGUAUGGCAUCUUCCUUUAUAUGGGUGUCGCUUCUCUCAGUGGAAUCCAGUUCUGGGACAGAAUCAAGCUAUAUUUGAUGCCAUCCAAGCACCAGCCUGACUACACCUAUCUCCGCCAUGUUCCUCUGAGGAGGGUUCACCUGUUCACUCUUAUCCAGAUUAUGUGUCUGGCUUUGCUGUGGGUCCUUAAAUCCACCUUCUUAGCCAUUAUAUUUCCUGUCAUGAUUCUGGGUCUGAUGGUGGUCCGAAAGCUGCUGGAUAUGGUCUUCUCCCGGCAUGACUUGGCGUGGCUGGAUGACCUCCUGCCAGAAAAAGAAAAGAAAAAGAGUGAUGAUGACAAGAAGAAAGGGAARGAAAAGGAGAAAGACAAAAAGAAGCCCAAAGCAGAUGACAGUGAGGAAGAGGAGAAAUACCACGGUUACCCCAACCACUCACCCAGCUCAGAGUCAGAUGUGGAUCGCAGCAUCACUCUCCACUUGAAGAUCUCCUGCCCAUCAUCUCCAGCCAUGCCCAUGGGCAGAGGGAUGACCUGCCCUGUGCCCCAAGUCAAGAUUGAGAUGGAGUCAGACUACGACUCAGACAUGGACCGCCACCGGGCCCGGGACAUGAGCAGUGAGACCACAUUAUGAGGAUGUUCUACCUUAUGGACUGAACUGUGUCCAACUUGAAUACUGAAUGUAGCUCGUGCUGACCCAGGCAGGAAACGUGUCAUCGACUGGUAUCUGGUUCAUCCUGACACAUGAUCAAACUCACAUCUGGCUUCACUGCAGUUAAGAAUUCAAUGUUUUGAAGUAUUUGCUUUGAAACUUGUAUAGUUAGGUGUCCAGAAUAUUAAGCUGAAUUCAUUGAUGUACAUUUGUAUGAUGUUAAAGACCCUGAAAAGAGAAAACAUUUGUCUCUUUAAGGUAAUAUAUUUGUUGUGAAAAAUGUAACCAGUACUACUAGACAAUGUACUCUUGUAUUUACACUAUACCAAAACUCAGUCACUUCACAGAAGCCUGUAUGUACAUAAAACAUUUUGAAAAUGUGAAAAGAUUGACGCUCAGUCUGUUUUCUGUGAGGUUGAAAAGACAAUUGUACAAAUAUUUUCUUUCUGUUUGAAUAUAUUUCUUAGGUGUGUCUGCUGUGUCUAUCUGAUCCCACAGAGCCAGCUCAGUUUUUGGCUCCCAAAUUUACAAAGAGCAAAAAGAAACAACCAAAAGGCACCAACAUUUUGAUGUUUCUGAAACCUCACUUAAAAAAAGUUGAAAGUAACAGGUUUGUUCUUUUAACUAAGAACAUGCUUAAACUGAAAUACACCACAUGCUUACUGUAAAACUGAAUGCCACACAGAGCUGUACAYGAGAUGACAUGAUCUUUUCAAUUAAACUUCUAUUAUUCUGAACUAUGACUAAGGGAUUUAUUAACUCUUCAGUAAAAUGUGUUGCUUAGAAAAUACAGCUGAGCUGAAGGAAAUGAUGUAACAUUUAUGUGGAGAAGAAGGAGGACUUUAAGGUGCUAGAGCAAUGGAGCAAAUUUAAUUUGGAUAUUUGAUUGAACAGGGCACYGUCAAAACUCAAGACACUAAAAAAAAAUAGUUUGAUCAUUUUGAAGUGGGUAAAAUGUAUUAUUUAUAUUAUCUUACCAAAUGUAAAUUGUUUCUUGAAUGGUUUGUUUGGUAAAAUGCUUUAUGCCAAACAGGACUAACAAGCUUGUCACCUAUGUAAGACCAUAAUAAACUGAU
Messenger RNA from Austrofundulus limnaeus, 4500 nucleotides. RefSeq names its product solute carrier family 4 member 5a (gene slc4a5a). The record is from RefSeq and is a predicted model, not a curated record. NCBI's taxonomy places the organism in Eukaryota, Metazoa, Chordata, Actinopteri, Cyprinodontiformes, Rivulidae. Gene Ontology annotation, molecular function: solute:inorganic anion antiporter activity; monoatomic anion transmembrane transporter activity; sodium:bicarbonate symporter activity. Gene Ontology annotation, cellular component: plasma membrane. Gene Ontology annotation, biological process: bicarbonate transport; transmembrane transport; regulation of intracellular pH.